This is a messenger RNA of Ilex paraguariensis (yerba mate), 1173 nucleotides long. NCBI's taxonomy places the organism in Eukaryota, Viridiplantae, Streptophyta, Magnoliopsida, Aquifoliales, Aquifoliaceae. The record is from the annotation of a GenBank genome assembly.
AUGGAGCUGCUAGGUUUCUCCACACAGACAUGGCUCACUGCAGGUGGUCUUGGAACAGUCUUGUUGACACCGGCUGGUCGUGGGAUAUUCACAAAUUUUCUUUCAAGUGCAAUGAUUCAUGCAACCCGUCCAUUUGUCGUGAAUGAGUGGAUUCAGACAAAGAUUGAAGACUAUGAAGUUUCUGGUACUGUUGAGUUCCGUAUAUGAGUUUUGCAGCCAUGUUCAUAAGUAGAUCCAUAUGAAGAGGACAAAGAGAAAGAUAAGUUAUUUUUAGUGAGUUCACCUAUUAUUUAGAUUUUUGUUACCUCAUUUAUCUCAUGAGUGUAUCUGUUUAUCAUUUGAACCUGCUAAAUUUAAUCCUAAAUUCACUAAUUUCGUGUUGAUUUCGUGUCGGCUGAGUGUUGUAUAGGAUUGCCAGAAUUACAUGGAGGAUCAGGCAACUAUUUUAACUUCAAGCAUAGAAACCAAAAAUAUAAAAGAACAAAAGACUAAAUAGAUAAGCAAGGUUCAAGUAUUUUUUGAAGUCUCAUACCAUAAAUACUAGGUUCGUCCCUUUCCUCGGAAACCCGGAUUGAAACAUCCACAAAUCCUUGAGGUUUGGUGGAAUUCCUUUUCCGCAAUUCAAAACUCCCCACUUCCUCAACUGGUUUUGAGUUUGAAACUUCAGAAUUCUUCAUGUAUUUAUCAAGAAAUUCUUUCACAACAACUGUAGCUGUCCCCUGAAGCCUCUCUCUAAGAAAGAUAGGCUCUCUACUGUAAACCUCAACAUUCAGAGCCAAAUCUCCGAGGUUCGAUUCGGAUCAACCCACCCAACAGCCAACCAUUGGAGCUUCCACAGAGAUGAAGUUCUCCGAAGUCCCCUAGCAGAGAUCAGGCAGAUUUCAACACUGAGUUUACCCAUUUCAGACCAAGUUUCUGUUUGUUGAAAGGAACAAGAGGUGGUGAGAGAAAUUUGUCCCCUGUGACUGUGAGGUUCUGAGACAGGAGAAUGUGAUGGCUGAGUGGUUGGAGGAGGAGGAGGAGGGAGCGAUCUGAGAGAGGAUGGCUGACUGGUUGGAGGAGGAGGAGAGACCGACUGAGAGAGGGAUCUGAGCGAGAGAGAGAGGGAAUCUGACUGAGAUAGGGGUUCUGAUCGAGCGAGAGGGGAUCUGACUGAGAGAGAGAUGCGUUUUA